Messenger RNA from Orycteropus afer afer, 1794 nucleotides. RefSeq names its product multiple EGF like domains 9 (gene MEGF9). Gene Ontology annotation, cellular component: basement membrane. The transcript is spliced from 6 exons. Gene Ontology annotation, molecular function: extracellular matrix structural constituent. Gene Ontology annotation, biological process: axon guidance. The record is from RefSeq and is a predicted model, not a curated record. Lineage: Eukaryota; Metazoa; Chordata; Mammalia; Tubulidentata; Orycteropodidae. Bases 1 to 1794 code for a protein of 597 amino acids.
AUGAAUGGCGGAGCCACGCGCGCCAUGAGGAACCUGCCGAGCCUGGGCGGCCUCGCCCUGUUGUGCUGCGCCGCUGCCGCCGCCGCCGCCGCCGCGGUCUCGGCUUCGGCGGGGAAUGUCACCGGUGGCGAAGGCGCCGCGGGGCAGGUGGAUGCGUCGACGGGCCCAGGGUUAUGGAGCGAGCACAGUCACAUCUUCUCUAAGGCCACGGCUUCCACGGCCCAGGCCCCGAGGACCGGAUCCCCGCGCACUACCGUCCACAGAUCCCUGGCUACGACCUCUUCAGCCCGGUCUCCAGAGACCACCCCUCGGGCGACGGCCGAAUCUGCUCCGACCACCUUCCAGGAGCCUCUUGGCCCGUCGCCGACCACCCUGGAGGAGGUGGAACCCAGUCCGACCAACCCUCGGACGACUCCGAGACCCGUGCCGACCACCCUCUGGGCGACCACUGGCCCGGCGCCGACCACCCCUGUAGCGACUACUGUUCCGGCGCCCACCACGACCCCGACCCUCUUUCUCCGCGACAGCAGCAGCGUCCCGCCCACCCCACCUGCCACCGAGGUCCCUUCUCCGCCCCCAGAAUAUGUAUGUAACUGCUCUAGGGUUGGAAGCCUGGAUGUGAAUCGCUGCAAUCAGAGCACAGGGCAGUGUGAGUGUCAACCAGGUUAUCAGGGACUCCACUGUGAAACCUGCAAGGGUGGCUUUUACCUGAAUCACACUUCUGGCUCUGGGCUGUGUCUACCAUGUGACUGUAGUCCAGAUGGAGCCCUCAGCAUACUGUGCAACAGUUCUGGGAAAUGCCAGUGCAAAGUGGGUGUCACUGGCUCUACAUGUAACCAGUGCCAAGAUGGAUAUCAUGGCUUCAGUGAGAGUGGCUGCCUGCCCUGCCGAUGCAAUAACCAUUCUGCCAGUUGUGAUGACCUCACAGGUGUUUGUUUAAACUGCCAGGGAAAUAGCAAAGGGGAUCACUGUGAAGAAUGUAAAGAAGGAUUUUAUCAGAGCCCUAAUGCCACUAGAGAAUGUCUUCGCUGCCCUUGUUCAGCAGUGACAUCCACAGGCACUUGCUUCUUAAAAUUGGGUGAAUUGGAACCUAAAUGUGUCCAAUGUAAAGAUGGCUACACGGGCCAGAACUGCAAUAAAUGUGAAAAUGGCUAUUACAAUUCUGACAGCAUCUGUGUAAAGUGCCAAUGUCAUGGCCAUGUGGACCCAGUUAAAACCCCAAAGAUUUGCAAGCCUGAGAGUGGUGAAUGCAUUAACUGUCUCCAUAACACAACUGGGUUUUGGUGUGAGAACUGCCUAGAAGGUUAUGUUCCAGACCUCGAGGGAAAUUGCAUCAAGAAAGAAGUUAUUGUUCCAACACCUGAAGGUUCAACCAUUUUGGUUUCCAAUGCCUCUUUGACCACAUCAGUGCCCACCCCUGUUAUAAAUAGUACAGUUGCCCCCACCACCCUGCAGACUAUCUUUUCAGUAAGCUCUUCUGAAAACAGUACUUCAGCUUUAGCUGAUGUAUCAUGGACCCAGUUUAACAUCAUCAUUUUGACAGUCAUCAUCAUUGUGGUGGUGCUGCUGAUGGGAUUUGUGGGGGCUGUCUAUAUGUACCGGGAGUACCAAAACCGGAAAUUGAAUGCCCCCUUUUGGACCAUCGAGCUGAAAGAAGACAAUAUCAGUUUCAGCAGCUACCAUGACAGCAUUCCCAAUGCAGAUGUGUCAGGAUUGUUGGAAGAUGAUGGCAAUGAAGUGGCUCCCAAUGGACAACUGACCCUGACAACACCCAUGCAUAACUACAAAGCCUAG